GGUCAUAGCGUUGUUGUAUCAUUGGCUUCAAGUGCAUAUCUGAUAGGAUAUCAUUCAGAGCUUCAUCGAACUGGGUUUUGCCUGCCUGGUCUUUCAGCUAUGUCUGCGUCAUCGUCGAGUUCGAGUGGAGAAGGAGGUGGGAAUCGUGACCCCAGCGAGCAGCAACGUCCGCAGCGCCUGUUCGAUGCUAACUCGGAUUCGGAUGCCUCUGGUGAUGACCGCGUUGCUAUGGAUAGCGAAAGCAGCAAUAGGAGCGGUUGUUUGAAACCUGAUCGCGCUAGAGACAAGCAGCCAGGAUCAAGUAGAGGUCGAGCACCACAGCAGGUGACGUGGUCGUUCGCAGCGAAACCCGCUCCACCUCAUUCACAGCCGCCAGCAAACGUGAAGCAACACAGCUCAGGCCCUUCUGUGGGCCGUAAGUCGUCGUUGGCCGGGCAUGGUUCUGCGUCAUCGUCUGGCCAUACGAGUCCAUCAGAGUCGCCAGCACGUUCCGUGACCGGUGGUUCAUCGUGUGGUGAAAGUGAGCGUUCAUUGACCACACCUCCACUUCCGCCAGCGCUCAAGCAUAAUCCAUCAACUAGUGGAGGACGUAAGGAACAAUCCGGUUAUCGUGGUCAACGCUCAAUGUCGCUCGGCGGUCCUGCACAUGAAUCGCUAAUGUCACAAUUGGCAGCUCGACAAAGUACAACCACUACGACUAUAGAUCUAUCACCUGGUGAAAAGCAACAGAACAAAGUAUGCCUGGCAUGCGACGAUAUGCGUUUCUUGAUAGAUCAAAAGCUGCUCACAGCACAUCCAGACACUAUGCUUGGCAGAAUGUUUGCGAUGCGCGAUGCCAGAGGCGCUGGAGCCGAAAUGGUCACGCCAAAUGAGAGGAAUGAGUUUGUGGUUGCUGAUGGAACCACGGCAGCUUGUUUCCGUGUGGUCCUAGAAUAUUAUCUACAUGGCCAAAUGCGCUGUCCACCGACGAUUUCAGUGGCUGAGCUUCGUGAUGCUUGUGACUAUUUGCUGAUACCGUUCAAUGCUAGUACUGUUAAAUGCCAAAAUCUGCAUGCUUUACUUCAUGAAUUGUCAAAUGAAGGUGCCAGAGAGCAAUUUUCCAAUUUCCUCGAAGAAAUAAUUCUCCCACAACUCGUUGCCAGCACUGAGCAUGGCGAAAGAGAAUGCCAUAUCGUGGUGCUACUUGAUGAAGACGUUGUCGAUUGGGAUGACGAAUAUCCACCUCAAAUGGGCGAGGAAACCACACAUGUUGUUUAUAGCACACAUUUAUAUAAGUUCUUCAAAUAUGCUGAGAAUCGUGAUUGCGCGAAGCAGGUAUUAAAAUCACGGGGUCUGAAGAAAAUUCGCCUUGGCAUGGAGGGAUAUCCAACGCAUAAGGAGAAAGUGAAGAAGCGGUUUAACAAGGCUGAAGUGAUUUACAACUAUGUCCAACGACCGUUUGUUCAUUGUUCAUGGGAGAAAGAAGAAGCGCGGAGUCGACAUGUCGAUUUUGCUUGCCCAAUAGUGAAGUCGAAGUCGAAUCCGAGCCUUGCCGCCGCUGCAUCGGAUCCACUGCCACAACCUGCUCCUUUACAUCAACAACGCGAUCACAACUUGCUAGGGGUAAAUAUUCAUCAAAAUCAGCACGUACAACCACUUCAUUCGCCUCCCGUAAAUUUUCAUCGAGAUCGAGGCGAACUCGACGGAAGAGACGAUGAGUGAUGGACGAGUUCUGCUGCCUAAUGUCGCUUCAAGUGUACGAGUUGUGGCGAAGUUUACACUGCUUGAUGUAUUAAAUUGCACCAUGAACACUUUUCUAAAAGCCUUCUUAUAAACCACAAUCCAAUCGCUCUUCAUCUUCGUCGAUAACACUGAACGGCUGUCAGUGGGAGUGGGACACCUCCGCCCACCUGCGACAACUCGUCCAGUGCUGAGCGUACAAUCUGCUUGCUCCUUUUAUAAAAUCCAUAUCUUGUUAUGGAAUCUGUAAACUCUAUGACAACCCACCAAUUCGCCUAAAUCCGUGCAUGUGCUUUGUGUAUAUAUGAAUGUUGGCCUUGUAUCUGUCGAUUAUUGAUUUUUGCUUUGUCACAAUUGUCUGUUAUAAGAGUUUUAACUAAGAAUCCCAAUAUCAACUUUUCUUCCGCUUCUCCAAUAACAUUAGCGAUCGAUCAGUAUUGUUUCAGUCUUCUCUAUAAAACGCCGGCUUAUUUUUACAAAUGUGCAGAAGAUUUCCCCAUAUUGGGUAGGUGUGCUCCAGACACACCAAUUGGAAUAUCGUCAUUGUAGGAAUUUGGUAGCUACAACACUCUGCCACCAAUCAAUCUUUCACGGUAUUUCGCUGUUUUGUGUGUGUGAUUUUGCGUCUGGGUUACAUCCUUGGAAUGACGUGCUGUCCGCCUUCCAUCCACUGGUUAUUGCAUUAUUACGUCACAUAUUCUAUCAUUGCUCUGUAACUAUAUUAUCCUACUGACUACACAUAAUAAAUAUGAUAUUCUGC
Cylicocyclus nassatus is the source of this 2479-nucleotide messenger RNA. The record is from the annotation of a GenBank genome assembly. NCBI's taxonomy places the organism in Eukaryota, Metazoa, Nematoda, Chromadorea, Rhabditida, Strongylidae.